AUGAGUGAUGUCUACAUGGUACAAUAUUCGUCAACUUGUGAACCAUUAUUGGUUCCGUCAAUUGGCAGCACUCUGAUCGCAUUUGACCCAAAGUGCAAACCCGAAUCAGUGCCGAAGGAUAAUGACAGUUUAAAUGGAAAAAUUUCGAUAAACGGUCGAAAGCCAUCAAAUAUGCAUUAUUCAGGAGCAAAAACUGCUGCUGUUAUGCAACCAAUUGAAGAGAUACCAUCAGAUUAUGCGACAAAAAAUUCAGCACGCUAUGGGACAUUACAGUCAAAUACAAGGGGCAAAAAAGCUGAAAAAAUUUCAGACUGUCUUCCCGACUUUAUCGUACGAUUUGAAAUUGUUCAGGGCAUAGAAAUGCAAGCGAAAGCGUCAAUAUCAUUUGCUGCUAAUACUCCAGAAAUUUGUUUAGAUGCUUGUAAGAAGAAUCACGCAAAUGGGACUCGACUCUCAACAACUUGCCGUUCUGCUCAAUACGAUCGGGUGCAGCAGCGGUGUUCAUUUUUUGAUAAUUCUAUAACACCAUCUGGAAGUGCUCAAUAUGAGCCAAACAAAGAUGUAAUUUAUUUUGAAAAAAUUUGUCUUCCAGAAGUUUUGACGCAAAAUUGUGAGGGUUCUCUCCGACGGGUACCUCAAUACGUGCUCAGCGGUCAUGCGACAGCAGUUUUAGAUGCUCAAACGCAUAGUGCGUGUGUUGAAAUGUGCCUGAGAUCUGCGGAAGACUAUGGAUUUGAAUGCCGGUCAGCAAUUCAUUUUUACGAAUAUCCGGCCCUUAACUGUAUCCUUAACAUUCAUUCGGCUCGUACUCGUCCAAACUAUUUUAAGGCCGAAUUGAAUCAAAAGGUUGACUAUGUUGAAUUGAAUGACUGUCAAACCCAUGGGAAUCAAGGAUUGGUGGCAAAUGAUAAUACUCUUGAAGGGUUUAUUGAAAUGGCACAAGAGAAAUCGGAAAAUGACAAAGAUGCGAUAAAUGAAUCUUGUAAUCCUCUACAGGUCUGUUGUCCUCGUCCAUUACCGAAUGGCCUUAGCGACUGUAAACAUGGUUACCGAAUUCUGAAGAAUGGCUCAAAAUUUGACUGCAUUCCAGAAAGGUGCACAAAUGAUUACAGAUCAUAA
This is a messenger RNA of Enterobius vermicularis (human pinworm), 1119 nucleotides long. NCBI's taxonomy places the organism in Eukaryota, Metazoa, Nematoda, Chromadorea, Rhabditida, Oxyuridae. The record is from the annotation of a GenBank genome assembly.